Cheilinus undulatus (humphead wrasse) is the source of this 4587-nucleotide messenger RNA. RefSeq names its product zinc finger and BTB domain containing 7B (gene zbtb7b). The record is from RefSeq and is a predicted model, not a curated record. The coding region runs from base 549 to 2243 and encodes 564 amino acids. Lineage: Eukaryota; Metazoa; Chordata; Actinopteri; Labriformes; Labridae. Gene Ontology annotation, molecular function: protein binding; DNA-binding transcription factor activity, RNA polymerase II-specific; RNA polymerase II cis-regulatory region sequence-specific DNA binding. The transcript has 4 exons. Gene Ontology annotation, biological process: positive regulation of gene expression; regulation of transcription by RNA polymerase II.
UUCCCCUCCCUCCCUCGCUCUCUCUCUGCCUCCCUCCCUUCCCCUGUGCCCUGCCCACCCCGGCGGUCUCCUCUCGAGCCCUGCCAGAGCCAAUCCGCGGCUGGGCGUAAGUAGGGCAAGCCGCUUCCUGGUUCUCAGAAAGAAGGAGCAGGGAGUCUGUGGAGUGGGCCAGAGGAGGCAGCAGGCAGGGGGGGUCAUAGCAGCGCAGAGAACCGGUGUGCAGGGAAAGUGGAGAGAUAAACGCCGACUCACGAAUUAGACUAGAUUAAAACCUCACCCGGAGUGGAGCUGAGGACGACGGGAGCAGAGACCCCCGCGAAGAAGAAAAGACACACGAAAUUAAGAAAAGAAGAAGAAGUUAAAGAGGUAGGCAAGUCGUUGUGGGACGGAAUUAUCCAGGAAGUGUGGAGGCUGGUGUGAACAGGUGACACAGCGACGCUCAGGUAAACAACAUCUGUGGACCUCUGAACAAAAAGAGGAGGGGACGUGUGAGAGGCAGAGGAAAGCAGGCAAACAUAAUUUCCUGAGUUUAUGGACUGGAGGUGGCAAUGUCUCCAGGAGAGGACGGUCUGAUUGGGAUCCCCUUCCCGGAGCACAGUAAUGAGCUCUUGUCCCACCUGAAUGACCAAAGGAGGGCGGGGCUCCUAUGUGACCUCACUCUGACGUCUCGUGGAGCACGCUACCCGACUCACCGCUCCGUCAUGGCCGCCGUUAGUCUCUACUUCCGCCAGUUGUUUGGAGCAGAGGAGGGUGGAGGCGAGGUCGAAGGAGGUUUCAGCGUGUGCCAGCUGGACUUUGUAGCACCCGAUGCCCUGGAUGCCCUGUUGGAGUUUGCCUACACUGCCACUCUGACCAUCCCAAGCUCUGGGAUGAGAGAUGUGCUGCGAGGGGCUCAAGUUCUGGGCAUCCAGUGUGUGGCUGACGCAUGCAGAGACAUCCUAGGAGAGACUGCUGAGGCAGAAGGAGAGACAGCUGAGGAGCAGAGAAGCCACAGCCCAGCCCCAGAGAGGAUUGUGCAAGAACAGAGCAGGGUAGAUAAAGGGUCCCGAAGAAAAACAGAUCGAAAGAAGAUGAGGAACAUGGCGCCAACCUACAUCAACUCACCUGUUUGGAACCCAUCACCUGCCUCUCCUGUCUCACACCCAUCCCCUGCAUCAGACAGCCUUCGCUCCCUGUCAUCUACCCAACCUCCCAGUCCAGAACAGGAGGACCUUCAAACAAAAUAUGACCAGAAUGGAGAUCUCAGGAUGAUCAGAGAGCCCGGAAGAGGGGCCACAAGUAAUGGAGGGCUUGUCCAUUGGCUGCAUGAGCGCCCUCUCAUAGCCCAUCCAGCUCCUAUUCCAAUUUUGAAUGACAAGCUGUCAGAGGAUGACGACAUGGAGGGUUGUGGUGCUAACGCAGUGCUGAUUGGAAGCACUUUAUCUACCUCUGCAGCUGAUCGAGGAGCAGCCGCAUCAGCAGCUGGGGGAGGAAGGAAGAGAAAGUCUCAAACGCCCCAGCAGUGCCCUGUUUGUCAGAAGAUCAUCCAUGGGGCAGGAAAACUGCCACGACACAUGAGGACCCACACUGGAGAGAAGCCCUUCCAGUGCUCAGCCUGCGGAGUCCGUUUUACCCGGAACGAUAAGUUGAAGAUCCACAUGAGGAAACACACAGGCGAGCGCCCAUAUCCCUGCCCGCAUUGCCCUGCCCGAUUCCUCCACUCAUAUGACCUCAAGAACCACUUAUCCCUCCACAGCGGGGCGAGGCCCUUUGAGUGCCCACUUUGCCACAAGGCAUUUGCCCGAGAGGACCAUCUUCAGCGUCAUCGCAAGGGACACAGCUGCCUGGAGCUGCGCACACGCCGGCCGAGACGUGUGUCUGAGCUUGGUGAGGAUGGGCGCAUGGAUGGAGCUGGGAGGGAGCAGUUCAGUCAACUUGAUGCUCUCUCCUUGCAGGCCCACUCCUCUGCAUUUCUCCCUCACGCAUUGCUGGAAGGUGGGGGCAGGUCUGGUGCUGGCCCUUCAUUGAUGUUUUCAGGUGAUGUUGAGAGAGGGCGGUCUCUCACCCUUCAGGCUUUGGCUCAACUUGGACCCCGCAGGUUGGCUGGCUACCCGCAGCUCUUUCUGCGUAGUCUGGAGCUACGAGGAGGCAGAGAGGCAGAGGGAGAAGACCCAGGAGGAACCCACUCACCGGCCCUGGCUCAUCAGGACCAAUGGGCAGAUGAAGCAGAAGAUAAUGGAGAAGAAGCGGAGGAGGAAGAAUAAUGAAAAGAAUGUGUGUGCGUAGAUGUGUAUGUGUCUGUGUGGUAAAGUAUCCACAGUUAAAAAAAAAAAAUCUCACUCAGGUGGCUGGACUAUUCCUGCUGCUCCCAUAAAGAGAGCGCUUAAAAACGAUACAAGUAACUGAAAUUAAAACAAAAAACAAAGGAAAACGGGUUUUCUGAGAUAUCUUAAUCGUUUGACUCUUGGCUUUCAGCUGUUUGUGUUGAAAAUUGUAUUUCUCUUUUUCUGUUUAUUUUGAUGUACUUCUUGUUUGAGCUCUGUGAUUUAAUUUCAAGCUCGAUAUGUGUGUGAUGAGUGUGUGGUUCCUGGGAUGCUUUUCACUAUGCAAAUCAAAAAUCCAGAGCUGCAUUAUAAAGGGAUAACUGAUAACAUUUAUUUUAGUUACAAUAUAUAUAUAUUUUUAAUUGAUUCAGGUGCAAUGCUGAAGUAAAAUCAUUUAGCUCAGAGGAAUGAGGUAGUUUAUCCACUGCCCUCUAGUGGUUAUCAGUGGAAAUACAGUCUAAUUAAUCAAACUUGUACAUUGUAGGCAAUAAUGUUUUUUUUCUGUAAAUGGUGGAACCUUUCUUUAAUUUGGUGUAUAAACCAAAGAUUAUAGUUGAACUGCUUUCUUGUAAUCUUAAGUUAACAGGAGGAAAGAGGAGAAUUGUAGCCAAUGUUGGGUUAAGUUUCUUCCCAACCUUCAUGAAAGCCAUGAGAGACACUCUUUGUUUCAGAGCCGUAGGACUCAGGAGGUGAAUGCCUGACCAAAAGAGACAAAGUCUGGAUCAUUAGGUUGAUACAGAUAAUGUUUAAGACCAUUCCUAUUUCCCUUUAAGGCUAUAGAUUUUAGUCUUCCAAUGCACUCGAUUGGGUUCAUUGUUUAAAAAAAUUAAAAGGUGCAAGGUGAGAUGAUGAAUGAAAUAGUUUGCCCUUUUUCUGUACUUAUUUAUUUAUUAUUAUUAUUUAUUGCAAUUCUUCUGCUGAAACUCCGUGACACCAAAUCCAGGGUUGGGACACAGUCCACUUCUUAACUUUUACAAGAAGCUGCAUAGCGCUUAAAGAUUUCUGGCUUAACAUCUCCAUACACCUUAAUGCCUUUUUAAGGGAACACAUGUCUCUUAUUUUUGGCAAAGUCUUCCUCAAAUGCAUUCUUUGCACAUUUAGCCCCAUCAGGUACUGCAAUAAUUCAGGCACAUUCCAUCCUCGGGGGGAACAGAUAUGGGAACAGUGCAAAGAAGUUGUCAGGGGUUGCUCUUAGACACUCUAAGCAUAAUUUCCUGUUAGUUAAAUGUGAACAGUACUGUAUAAGGUGUUAAUGCAUGGCAGGUCUUAUUGAUCGGCCACUGUUUGUCUAGAGGGGCCAUUAUCUUUUGAGUUGAUAUCUUCGACCAAAAUUCUUUUAGUUUAAUCUUGAAUUCUCUGGACCAUAACAUUUAGGUCUUUAGCAGGGUCUAAUGCAAUCAUUGAUGGCUUCAAGUGACAGCAGCUGUCUUUUUACUUCCAAUCCUUGAAACCCAUGUAGUCAGAAACUUGUGUAGCAGUUGUGCUAAUCUGGCUUUGUGUGCACUAUCCACUCCUUGUUGUGUAUUUUUAUUUCCAGUUUAUUUGCACUAUGAGAUUUGAGAGCUUGGAGCCUUUUUGUUGACCUUCAAUAUCUGAUCCAUUAACUCACUUGAUUAAGAUUGUGAUUGAAAUAGAAAUACUUCUUUAAACCCACAUUGAAUAAUAUUCCUCCUGCAUAAUAAUACAGAGUUAAAGUCAAUAUUAUGUGUAUUGGGAUGAAGUUGCCUUAGUUUUUUUUGUGUGUGUGCUUCAAUUAUUCUCAGGAAACCUUGAGCAAUGCACUAAAUGAUUUUAUAGAAUAUAAAAUGGGAAGAAAUUGACUGGCAAUGUUGGAUUUUUAACACCUUUCAUUGUAGCGUAAGGCCAGUAGAUUCACAAUGACUAAAUUAAAGUUUUUGUAUGGAUUGAAUUUAUAAAACAAAUUAAUCAACAAAGAAAAACAGGGAACUUAAAGUAAUGGAGCUACUGGCCUUACAGGAACCAGUCGUACUGGAAAGACAGUACGACUGUUGUCUUGUUCCUUGAAGGGUGUUGGUUUUCCCAGUCAGAGCUUUGUGAAGGAAUGAGGGUUAUCUGAUGCCAGCUGUGAAGUGUAUGCGUCGAUGUAAGCUCUUGUUUUCUCGGCUUUGGUGAAGGGACAUGGGGUCCAGUCCAGGACCCUGCUAUCAGGGAUACAUUUUUUUUUUCUUUCAGUUUUUCGUGGAACCUUCUCAGAGAUAUGAAUUAAUUUUCCCAUUAUUUGUUUCAGUUUAUGUAAAGAAAAUAAAAAUCUCUAUGCUUGCUA